Messenger RNA from Darwinula stevensoni, 1260 nucleotides. The record is from the annotation of a GenBank genome assembly. Lineage: Eukaryota; Metazoa; Arthropoda; Ostracoda; Podocopida; Darwinulidae.
ACAAGUCUUGCAUUUUUCAACAGGUGCGAAUAAUAAGAAAGAUAAUAGACGAUACGGUGCCAUGUUUCCAUCGACCAAGCCGAUGAUCAUGGCGUGCUUCGGUGUCGUGUCUGCUCCCUAACCGAUCCCUGCCUUUUUUUUCAAUCGUGCACACUCGACCCCCUGCAACCACCUUCUCAUCUCGAGUCAUCUUCGAUAAGAAGUCACCGAUUUUUUUUUGCUUUCACUCCGGGAGCGAUGCGAAUGAACAGUGUGUUGAUACCUGUGGCCGGAUGGUUUCUCGCCCUCGGAUACUCGGCCCUCGUCUCCGACCGGCAAUCUGAAAACGGAUUUCCUCGUAAAUACGAGUCGAUCCCACCCGCAAAGAAAAUGCCAUCCCUCGUCCGUGACAAGCGACAUCCCACCGGAGGAAGAGGCUUUCUAAAAGAAGAUAACAACGUUCCAAGCGUCUCUCUCCGUGGGUUUCUAAUCAGGCCCGAGUGGAUAGCCCAAGCCAAGAAGAACGUGCUUCGGAAUCCGCACAAUUUCGUUAUUCAAUCAGCUGCCGACGUCGAAGAGAUUGCAGCACGAAGAUCGACGCGGGAAGUUCUCGUUUCGAAGCGUCGAUUCGUGCUCGAAGCCAUCCAAAGGCUCUUGCGACUCCGAGAAUCUUUAAAAAAGGAUCCGAUCACGAACGCUCGGGCGACGUCGCUCUGCAAGUCCCUCUUUCGCAUAGCCCCAUUGGCUGUUAUCACACGUCGAGAGGUUUGGGCUUCUUGCAGACAACAACUGCCAACUCCCAACCCAGCGGCGGACGAGAACUCGGUAGUGCUGGAAGCAGGGCUGGAGGAUCGCUUCUCAGACGGGAGGCUCAGAAAUGGAAAGGCUUUCUGGGUGAAGGCCUCGUUUCUGGGAAGAGGGACGAAGGCUGCCGAAGCCGAUUCGGGCACGGAAACCCUGACCAAGGGGUCAUCCACGACUGGGAAAGAGAAGAAAAGAGGGAAUGCCGAGCCCCAUUCUCAGCAGGGCUACGCACGGCCCCUUCCUCGUCUCAUCGAAUUCGCGUCCAAGCGAGAAGGGAAACGAGACAGGGUCAUGGGGAAUGAAUCUGUCACCACCACCUUCAAUGUGCGAGACUCACCACCACCUUCAAUGUGCGAGACUCACCGCCACCUUCAAUGUGCGAGACGGGAGCCAAGGAUUACUGGGUGGAGAGGGAUCUGGCCGGGCGAGUACCUCCACUUGCCUCCACCGCUCACAUUUUUUUAUUGUCGGGUUUGA